Molecule: messenger RNA, 5616 nt
Organism: Physella acuta
Lineage: Eukaryota; Metazoa; Mollusca; Gastropoda; Physidae
Product: 3-hydroxy-3-methylglutaryl-coenzyme A reductase
Biological process (GO): coenzyme A metabolic process; sterol biosynthetic process; isoprenoid biosynthetic process
Cellular component (GO): endoplasmic reticulum membrane; peroxisomal membrane
Molecular function (GO): protein binding; NADP binding; hydroxymethylglutaryl-CoA reductase (NADPH) activity
Source: RefSeq, a predicted model, not a curated record
CUUGUGAGGCGACACUUUGUUUUACUCUAAUGCUUAGAAACAACGUAGCUGACUUUAGAUUAGUGAAAAUGAAAAACACAGCUACUUUUUGAACUUGAUUGCUUUUAAAUCGUUCAUCAAAGGAUUUUCUUUUCACAUAGAUAUAUCAAGACUGAAAAUUUAGUUCCUGUGUAAUUUACUUAAACAAGAAAAGAUGUUGUCCAACCUGUUUCACGCACAUGGGGAGUUGUGUGCCAGUCACCCAUGGGAAGUGCUCAUCACUACAGUAACCAUUACAAUUUCUCUCAUGUCUAUGAGCCUGUGGGCCAUCAACAGCAAAGUGUGUGGUUGGAAUUACAUCUGUCAGAAUGAAGAAGAAAUAAAGAGCUCUGACAUGAUUAUACUGUCUCUAACACGAUGUCUUGCAAUUGUAUACAUAUAUCUACAAUUUAGAAAUCUACGUAAAUUAGGAUCCAAAUAUCUCUUAGGACUAGCUGGUGUCUUUACAAUAUUUUCCAGUUUCAUUUUUAGUAUUGCUAUAGCAAACUUGAUUGGGUUUGACCUCAAUGGCCUCAAUGAAGCCCUGCCUUUUUUCCUGCUAUUGGUUGACCUGUCAAAAGCUAGUGCACUGGCCAGGUUCUCCCUGACAGCACUUAACCAAGAUGAACUACAGAAAAAUAUUGGUAGAGGCAUGGCUAUGAUAGGACCAUCAAUUACUUUAGAUGCUUUUGUGGAAACAUUAGCAAUUGGAGUGGGUACACUAUCUGGAGUUAAGCAACUAGAAACCAUGUGCUGCUUUGGUUGUCUGUCAGUGAUCACCAACUACCUGGCCUUCAUGACAUUUUACCCUGCCUGCCUCUCUCUUGUGCUGGAAAUAUCAAGAGAUAGGAAUCAAGGGAAGCCACUACAACAGCUUCAACAGUUAGCCAAAGUACUACAGAAAGAGGAAGAGGAGAAGAAACCCAACCCUGUAACACAGAGAGUAAAAAUCAUUAUGUCUGCUGGAUUGGUCCUUGUUCAUGCCCACAGUCAUUUGUUUGUUGGAGACAGCAGUGCUGCUGAAGGACACAGUAGUAGUGUGUCUGUAGACCAGCCCAUUGAUAAGCGUAUUCAUCCUGAGCUUCCUUUAUGGCAGUUUGUUGCUGGAAGAUUUUUGACAUUGAAUUUGGAAUACGGGUUGACUAUACUUCUGGCUGCUGCUCUGACAAUCAAGUAUGUCUUUUUUGAUGACAAGGUGGACCAGGAGGUUCAGAAGUUAUUGAAACAAGCUAGUCAUGAUAACCAACACCGGAUAUCUGACAAACCUGUAGAAAAACCUAAAGUAGCUGCCCUUGCUCCAGCACCAGAAGUAAAACCUGUCUUGACCCCUAGCAAGCCUGUAGCCAAAGAAGAACCAGUGAAGAAAGAUGAAGCUAAGCCAGCUUUUUUCUUGGGCUCUCAGGACAUGGAUGAAAACAGCAGCUCUGAGGAUGACAGCAAGGAAGACAACUCCAAGUCUCUACAUGAUAAAGACACUCAAACAGACUUGGAAACAGUACCUGAUUACAAGUCAGCUAAUGGAACUAUUGUUCCCUGGAGUCAAGCACACACAGAAAAUGACAAGCUGCCUCGAACUCUAGAAGAAUGUGUUGCCAUCAUGAACUCUGAUGUUGGACCUGCAGCUCUUACAGACGAGGAGAUCAAAAUGUUGGUGAAAUCUAAACACAUCCCUGCCUACAAACUGGAGAGUAUGUUGAGUGAUCAUACUAGAGGAGUUUCCAUCCGGCGUCAGAUGUUAAGUGCUGACCUAGUUUCUACAACCGCUUUAGAUAAGCUCCCAUUCAUGCACUAUGAUUAUAAAUAUGUUGAAGGAGCCUGCUGUGAAAAUGUGAUUGGCUACAUGCCUGUCCCUGUUGGUGUGGCUGGACCUUUGCUGCUGGAUGGUGUCCGCUACCAUGUUCCUAUGGCAACUACAGAGGGCUGUCUAGUUGCUAGCACUAACAGAGGAUGCAGGGCUUUAGAGCUUAGUGGUGGAGUCAGGAGUAGGAUAACCAAUGAUGGCAUGACCCGUGGCCCAGUUGUACGUUUCCCAUCAGCAGUAAGGGCAAGUGAAGUCAAGCAAUGGCUGGAGAACCAUGACAACUUUGAUUUAGUCAAAGAGUGCUUUGAUGCCACUAGCAGAUUUGCUCGCCUGAAGAAGCUUCAUGUGGCAAUAGCAGGAAGAAAUUUGUACAUUAGAUUUGUGUCAACAACUGGUGAUGCUAUGGGCAUGAACAUGCUGUCAAAGGGCUCAGAGAAGUCACUGAACAUGCUUGUGGAGAAGUUCCCUGAUAUGGAGAUCAUUAGUCUCAGUGGAAAUUUCUGCACUGACAAGAAGCCAGCUGCCAUUAACUGGAUUGAGGGUAGAGGCAAGUCUGUAGUUUGCGAAGCCAUUGUAAAGUCCCAUGUUGUAAAAAAUACACUGAAGACCACAGUAGCAGCAUUGAUUGAUCUGAAUGUUAGUAAAAACUUGAUUGGCUCUGCUAUGGCUGGCAGUAUAGGAGGAUUUAAUGCCCAUGCUUCUAACAUUGUUACAGCCAUAUUUAUUGCUGCUGGACAGGAUCCAGCACAGAAUAUAUCUAGCUCUAACUGCAUGGUACUCAUGGAACCAACUGGGCCAUUGCAUGAAGACCUGCAUAUCACUUGCACCAUGCCGUCCAUUGAAGUGGGAACUGUUGGUGGUGGAACUAUCCUACCUCCACAAGCUUCCUGUCUGGAGAUGCUUGGUGUGAAGGGCUCCAAUAAUGAGGCACCAGGAAGUAAUGCCUGCCGUCUGGCUCAGAUCAUCUGUGGCACAGUUCUAGCUGGUGAACUCUCUCUUAUGUCUGCCCUGGCUGCUGGCCAUUUGGUCCAGUCUCAUCUUAAACACAACAGAUCUACUCUCAACAUGGCCCCAACAGCAGUAAAGCCUGCAGACAUUCCUGUUUUAAAACAUGCUGCAACUGUUGCAGGAAUGUGCACCAGUAAAGCUUCAUAAGUGAACCAGUUUCUAGAGCCUAGCUAGAUUACUACAUUACAUACUUUAUACAGCUACAAUAGAGAACUAUUAGAAUAAAUGUUAUCAUCAUUAAUUUUAAAAAACAUGCAUUUUUAUGCUGGUUAUCAUUGCUUUUAAUUUUUCUAUAAAAAUAAUAUUAUUCUUUGGUUUUAUUUAAUAAUUCCAUCAAUUAUUAUUGUUUAUAUUUAUCUCAAGUAGCAAUUAAAAACCAAAGGAUUUCAAACUUAUAAAAUGUUUUCUUAAAAACAUCUAUAAAGUUUUAAAAUAAAUACCUUUAGAUUAACAACAGUAUCUAAAUAGCUAUCUUUAAAAAUGGUGUUUAUACAAGGUUUCAAACAAAAGUAAUCAACAGAGCAAAAAUAACAUGGCAGCUUUAUCAGUCAUUGUUUUAUGAGUAAGAUAAUAAUUCUGAACACUUGAGAUAUUUUGUUAGCUCUGACCACAAGCCUUCUAUGGGUACCACACUAUUUUAGUAAGUCAAGACCACACUUUUUUGUCUUCUCAUGAAGCUGAACUUGGAAUUUUUAAAAUUCAUACUUAAUUUUAUUUGUAUUCAUGAGCUAGCUGAAAUGUAAAAACUUAAGUUAAAUAUUAACCCUGCUAUACUGACGAGCUUUUGAUUGAUGUUUGAUUCUAAAAAAAGUAUACAUUUCAAAUUAUGUUCAGGUAUUAUUGUGUCUGUUGUGUUUAGCUAGAUUUAUAAAUUUAAUUUAACCACUUUUAUUUAUCAGUCACAUCAGCUUUAAAUCUGUUAUGUUUAAUGCAUGUUCUGAAUGUUUUCAAGUGAGAGAUUACUUGGGAUGGUUGAAGGUAUAAGAUGUUUGUGUCAAAGGGAUCUUUGGUCCAUCAAUUAGAACAGUUAUAGUGUUUUUACUACUAGUAUUUGUGUCUGUGAUUUACAAUUUUUAUUUAUAGAACAUAUAGGGCAUCAGCUAACCAUAUUUAAAUAAAGUUAUUUAAAAUUGUUGCCAUAUUUACUUUGAAAAUAGUUUUAAACUAGUAUUUAAAGAUCUUGAUUCCUGUCAACCUUACUUCCAACUGAAGAUUACAGCAGGCAACUAUAAAUGUGCAUUUCAAUAUCAUCUAUUUCUCCAAAAGUCUCAGCUCAUUGUUAGUAUCUUAAACUGCAUUCAUAACCAUAUAGAAAUACUGGUUCUCAUAUUUUAAACAAUCUACAAUUUUAUACCUCUACAUUAGAGUUUCAGAUAUAAAUAUUUGUAUUUACUAGAAAAUAAUUUUUUAAAUUGCUGAGUGAUUCUUCAUUUUGUUUAAUGCACAUAAAAUGUUUUACUGAUUUGCAUCAUGUUACCUACAAGCUAUGUAAAAAUGUUCAUAAAAUUUUUAAUUUUUUAAAUUGGUGAGUGUUGUUGAGCCUCUCUUGUUGCAUGAUGUCAUGUUUCAUAAUGUCAUGGGUGUGUAGCUUAUAUUGUGCUUUUUUAAACUACUUUAAGUUCAGAUUUUAAAACAAGCUGAGCUGUUUUUAUAUUUUUAUUCUACCUGUAUGGAACAUGAAAGAACAUAUGUUAAGGAAUAUAGAAGAACAUAGGUAAACAACAGCCCUGUUACAGUUCUAUAUUUAUAAGUAACACUAAGUUGGUGCAUUCUUUUAACACUGGCAUGUUUUUUUUUUUAAUAUCUUGACUCAACUGAUUGUGUAAACUUUUUGACCUGAAUUAAUUAAUCAAGAUCAACUAUGAAGUAUAAAAUCUGUUAUAAAAAGCAUACAUAUAGGGUAAACAAUAACAUUGUGAACAGAGCUGAUAAGCAAGUGAUGAGUUGUAUUUUCUCUGUGUGUGUGUUGUUAUUUUAUGAAACUUUCGUGGUGAACACACCACCUCUGGUGAGUUGUUACAAGAGAUUUGCAAUCAACCAUUUUGUCCAAAACUGAAAGCAAUCUGCUAUUGAUAGUGAUUAUUUAAAAAAAAAGUUCCAAGACUAAUGCUAGUCAACUGUAUUUUACUUAAGUACUGUACAUCUGUACUGAUUUGACUGUUUCCACUUAGUUUUACUUGUGCCAGGAUGGGAAAUAGUUCUACCAUCCCUAGUGUUAGCUAGUGUUUUUCUGUGAUAAUUGAAUCUCAAAUAGUCAGGUACCAAUAUGUAAUAGGACAACCAUCAGACGAUUCAUUAUUAGUUGUAUAUGCAUAACUUACUCAAGAAUAUUCACAAUACAUGUUAUUUGUAUCGGUUAGUGUAACAUUAUACCAGUCUGUAAUAUAAGUGCUUUAAAAUGCUUAACAACCUAAGACAUUAAUUGGACACAUUUGAAGAGUAUAAAGGACUGGUAAAAUAAGGGUAAAUAAAUUACCUUUGUUGUAAUUGUAUAGUAAAAUACGUCAUUGCCAAGUUUGAUCAAAAACAACUCAUGAAAUGAACUUUGUAAUCAAGACAAGAAAGGUGGAUAAAUUUUGACACCUGUUUGUGAUUUGUGUAUAAUUUAUGUUCACUGAAUUUUUUUCAGAGUCUGACUACUUUGGUUGUUUUUUUUUUAAAUCUAAACUGGUCACAUCAACAAAGACUCCUCUAUUUCAUCAAUCUAAAUUUUUAACAAGUUAUUGCAAGAACAAACUGCUAUAGUCAAUCUUUUUUAACUAGUUAUUUUUUUUUUUCUAACCAAUUGA